AAUAAAGAUUAGCAAACAAUGAUAUGGGUGGCUUCUGUUAUAGGCGUAUUCACCAGAAAAACGGAGAUCGAAUCAGUGAAUGGAAGAACCUUUUUACAGUUGGAAAAUCGUUCUUUGAUGUCACCUUUAACAGCUAAUAAAGGCAAAGAAUGCACCACGCCAGGAAUCUUAUGUGAUUGUGACGAUGUUAAAAACGUCUAUGUGUGUAUUCGUAGCGGUGAUAAUUUCAUUAAACAACAUGUAGAUACUUGUGCAGAUGAAUUUACAUGUAUCGCAAAUGAAGGUGGAUGUUCGGAUAAACCAAAUUUACAAUGUGGUUUCAACAAUUUCCAAAUGGAAUGUAAAUCCGAUGGAAUAUUCCCAGAUCCAUACAAUUGUAAGAAAUAUCAUAUUUGUGUUCCCGACGUAAAGUAUAUACAUGCAAAAACAACUACAACAACUGAAGAACCAGAGGAAGUUUCAACUCCCAAACCUGAAGAAGACACCGAAUACAAAGCAUAUUCCUUGGAAUGUGACGAGGGCUACGGGUACGAUCCAACCACCACAUUUUGUCAAGUUGAAUUAAAAAAUAAUGAAUGUGAAUCAUCAUUAAUACCCGCUUGUACCACUUUCACGCUACCUAAAUCAUUUACAUCAAAUCCCAGUUACUAUUACAUGUGUGCCAAAGAUUUAGGAAGUGAUGAGUACCAACCAAAAUUAUUCAAAUGUCCACAUGGAGAGCCUUUUAUAAAUGGAUCAUGUGUUUCGAAGAAUGCUGGAGAAGUUGAUUGUAAAAACGAUGGCUUAUUAGCUGAUCCCACGGAUUGUACAGCUUAUUUUGAAUGUAAAAAUGGCAAAGCCAAACAUUUAAAAUGCAGAGACAGGUAUAGUUUUAACGCACAAAAAUUAAGAUGUGAAAAAGGCUCGAAAAAUUGUUAAUAUUUAUAAUAAUUUCAUGAAGC
This is a messenger RNA of Chrysoperla carnea, 941 nucleotides long. RefSeq lists its product as uncharacterized. The record is from RefSeq and is a predicted model, not a curated record. Lineage: Eukaryota; Metazoa; Arthropoda; Insecta; Neuroptera; Chrysopidae. The transcript is spliced from 2 exons. The coding region runs from base 19 to 918 and encodes 299 amino acids. Gene Ontology annotation, molecular function: chitin binding. Gene Ontology annotation, cellular component: extracellular region.